Solea senegalensis (Senegalese sole) is the source of this 2124-nucleotide messenger RNA. RefSeq names its product serine/threonine protein kinase 26 (gene stk26). Gene Ontology annotation, molecular function: ATP binding; protein kinase activity. The transcript is spliced from 12 exons. Bases 252 to 1460 code for a protein of 402 amino acids. The record is from RefSeq and is a predicted model, not a curated record. Lineage: Eukaryota; Metazoa; Chordata; Actinopteri; Pleuronectiformes; Soleidae. Gene Ontology annotation, biological process: protein phosphorylation.
ACUUUUUUUCACUCACUCACACACACACAGUUAAACCGAGUGAGUGAGCGAGUGAAUGUGUGUGUGUGUUUGUAGUUCGCACAUUUUCUCAGCUGUUGGAUUAACGUCACGAUUCAUCGAAGUUUUAUCAUCCACGGACUUUAGUUUUGGUGAGUUUUGAGCUCGAACUUGGAUUAGAAGAAGAAGCAGAAGGAGCAGUGAGACCUGCGGAGGAAGGAGGAGGAACAGGGCGUUCAGACUUCGAAGUCACCAUGGAAGUUCCUGGUAUGCAGAGUUCACGGAUCGAUCCCGAGGAAUUGUUCACAAAACUCGAUCGUAUCGGGAAAGGAUCGUUUGGUGAGGUCUUCAAAGGCAUUGACAAUCGCACGCAGAGCGUCGUCGCGAUUAAGACGAUCGACCUGGAGGAGGCGGAGGACGAGAUCGAGGACAUCCAGCAGGAGAUCACGGUCCUGAGUCAGUGCGACAGUCCUUUCAUCACCAAGUACUACGGCUCGUACCUGAAGGGAACAAAGCUAUGGAUCAUCAUGGAGUAUCUGGGCGGUGGUUCAGCGCUCGACUUGCUGCGGGCAGGACCGUUUGAGGAGUCUCAGAUCGCCACCAUGUUGAAGGAGAUCCUGAAGGGUCUCGACUACCUUCACUCUGAGAAGAAGAUCCACAGAGACAUCAAAGCCGCUAACGUCCUGCUGUCGGAGCACGGUCAGGUGAAGCUCGCAGACUUCGGCGUCGCCGGUCAGCUCACGGACACGCAGAUCAAGAGGGAAACCUUCGUGGGAACGCCGUUCUGGAUGGCGCCCGAGGUCAUCCAACAGUCCGCCUACGACUCCAAGGCCGAUAUCUGGUCUCUGGGCAUCACGGCGAUCGAGCUCGCGAAGGGCGAACCUCCGAACUCGGACAUGCACCCGAUGCGAGUUCUCUUCCACAUUCCCAAAUCCCCGCCGCCGACGCUGACCGGAGAUUUUUCCAAGAGCUUCAAGGAAUUCACAGAGGCGUGUCUCAACAAAGACCCCACCUUCCGUCCCACAGCCAAGGAGCUGCUCAAGUACAAGUUCAUCGUCAAACACUGUAAGAAGACGUCCUACCUCAGCGAGUUGAUUGACAGGUACAGAAGGUGGAAGGAGGAGGGGCAUAGUGACAGCAGCUCCGACGACUCUGACAGUGAGUCCAGUAACAAAGAGAACAGUGAUUCUCCAAAGUGGACGUUCACCACCGUUCGUAAGAAGAAGUCGGACAGCAGGAAAGUUCUCAACGGAGCGGUUCAGGAUAAGCUGAGUAAAUCGACCAGUCUGACCACGGUCAUCUCUCCUGUCUUCAGCGAGUUGAAGCAGCAGCAUAAGGAACACUCGCAGCAGCGUUUGGCCAUCGAGGAGCUGGAGCGAAACAUCCGAUUGGCUGAGGACGUUUGUCCAGGAAUCACAGACAGGAUGGUCACACACAUCAUUGCCAGGUUUACGGCCAACUGAAGGACGGACAGAUGGACACGGGACAUACGUAAAAUGAAGAGACUUGUCUCUGUACAGUGACACCUGCUGAAGGAGGAGAUUUGCUGUGCGAUGUCUCCUGGCUGUACACACACACACACACACACACACACACACUCACUCUAAUAAUGUAAUAUAUACACUAUAUAUUAUGUAUGUACAGAAUAUUCACUGCUGCUGGUUGAAGACUUUUAUUUCUGUCCGGAUACGAUUCAAAGGACGUUUGUUUUUGUUUUUUUCCCCCAUUUUUAGGGUCACGGACGUCUUUUGUUUUUCUUCUUCUUUUGUUUUUGUAAUCACUUCUCGAACGUUUGAACAUAUAAUCGGGCACACGUCGUUUUGUCAGAUUCCAUUUUAAUCUUUUGCGAAUUUCGAGAACCGUCAAGUGCCUGAAAUUGUUGACGCAAUGAGUCGACGUCGUCACUUUGCUUUGUUUUGUCAUUGUCGUUGUUGUUUUUGUCCAUCAGCAGUUGUGUGUCACGGCUUGCCUUGACAAAUGUAUAUUUCUAUGUCGUUCAGUAGCACUUGAGAGAAAGAGAGAGAGAAAGAGAUUAUAUGCCAAUAAUUGUUGACGUCAGUCAUACUUUUCCUUACAGUUACAGUUUCCUCACCCUUGAAUUCACUUCAAUAUUUUCAGGUAUCGCCG